AUACCAACUUUAGUAGUACUACUAUAAAAACGGGUAAGCAAAUACACCCAAAGAGUGAACUACCAGCGAAGCGACAAUGGCAUCAACGUUCCGGUGUCUUUUCUCUAUCGUCUUCCUUGCUCUUCUUAUGGAAGGAUCCCAUGGAUGUUCGGUGAGAGACAUCGUAGUAGGCACAAUAAGAAGUGGGAGAGAAAUAGAUGGCGUACCUGAAUGGAACGUGGUUGUUAACAACCACUGCAACUGCACACAAAGCCAUAUAAAAUUUGCUUGUAUAGGAUUUCAAACUAAAGAACCUGUUGACCCUGCAAUUCUUUUUGUGAGAUAUAAUACUUGUCUCCUUAUUAGAGGCAGUCCCUUGGCUCCUUUUGGUACUGUUAAAUUCUCCUAUGCUUGGGAUCCUCCCUUUCUAUUGAGACCAUCCAGCACUGUUGUAGGUCCUUGUUAACUCAGAUAUAUAUACGCAUUCAAGAAAUAAAAUUAUAUUUCAAUUUUAUUAA
Molecule: messenger RNA, 497 nt
Organism: Cicer arietinum (chickpea)
Lineage: Eukaryota; Viridiplantae; Streptophyta; Magnoliopsida; Fabales; Fabaceae
Source: RefSeq, a predicted model, not a curated record